UCCUCGCCCAACCCUGCCACCACCCCUGCCGCCGCAAAGCUGCUUUGCCUGGUCGUGACAGUGUUGCAUUCCCCUCUACGAACCCUGUCGACACCAUCCCAACCCCACCCCGUUACACGGUCAGUUAGUUGUUUCCUCUUUACCCAACCCCACCCCCAUGCGAUGGUCUGCGGUGAGCGCCUGCAGGAGGUGGCUCGGCGCCUCGCUGGGGCCGCACCCAACGGCGCAGUGGUGGAUUCGUACGGCAUCACACGUGGCGGCAGCCGUACGGGUGGCAGCGGGGGCGGGGGCGUGUCGUACAUUGUGGCCCUGCUGGAGUUCGGCGGCAACACGGCGGGCAUGUUCGGGGCUGCUCGGGAGUUCCGAGUCAUCGCCGUCACGCAGGGUGUGCAGUACACGCUGCGCAUCACCACCACCCGCCACCGCUUCCUGGCGCAGCCGGAGGUACGGCAGCUGCUGCGCGGGGUGGUGGACUCGUUCGAGGUGCUGCAGUAGCUAGGGCGGGCCGGGCGUUUGACUUUUUCCCUGGAUGGGCGCAUGGCGAAGUUGGGUCUGGACGUGAUGUUGGAGGGACCAGGAAGCCGAUGGGCCCUAAGGAUGCCGGACUGUAACGGAGACA
Messenger RNA from Astrephomene gubernaculifera, 619 nucleotides. The record is from the annotation of a GenBank genome assembly. Lineage: Eukaryota; Viridiplantae; Chlorophyta; Chlorophyceae; Chlamydomonadales; Astrephomenaceae.